AUGGCUAAUAGUCUACCACGGUCGGAUGAUUUAGAAGCAACAUGGAACUUUGUUGAGCCGGGGAUCGGCCAAAUAUUAGGCAGAGAUGGCACUCCGUCAUCUGUAUUGAAAAGGGUUGAUAAAGUCUUAUCGCCAACGAUGUAUGUGGAAGUAUAUACCGCUAUCUACAAUUAUUGUGUGAACAAAUCAAGCUCCACGGGUCAAUUCAAUACGGAUAGUAGGCAGAGCCAAAAUUCCAUUCUGGUAGGGAGCGAGAUUUACGAAAAACUGAAGUUGUAUUUGAAGGACUACAUAUCAAAAUUGACUAGAGACCCUGAAGAGACGUUUCUCCAGUUUUAUGUGCGACGUUGGAAAAGAUAUACGGUGGGCGCUAUCUUCCUGAAUCAUGCUUUCGAUUACAUGAACAGAUACUGGGUGCAAAAGGAGAGGAGCGAUGGUAAGAGACACAUCUUCGACAUUAACACGCUAUGCCUGAUGACCUGGAAAGAGGUUAUGUUUAAUCAAAACGUGGACACAUUAGUGAAGGAAAUUCUGGAGCAGAUUAGGUUGCAAAGGGAUGGCGAAAUGAUUAGACAGACUGAUACGACGGUGGCUAUCCGUUCUUUCGUGGCUCUCGGCAUUGAUCCCCAGGACUUGAAGAAAUUGAAUUUGAAUGUCUACAUACAAUACUUUGAGAAGCCAUUCUUGGAAGAAACUAAAAACUAUUAUACAAUGCUAUCAGGAGAGUAUUUGAAAGCGCACUCCGUGACAGAUUACAUUUUCGAAGCGCAACGGAAAAUUGCAGAUGAGGAAACCAAGAUUGUAUUAUAUCUCGAUGAGCAUACAAAGAAGCCACUAUCCGAGGCGCUCAACUUGGUUUUAAUUUCGCAACAUGCUGAAGUUUUGCAAAGUGAAUUUAUUGCUCUUCUAGAUUCAAGAGACGAGAGGAAAAUAGAAACACUUUACGGUUUGAUGCAACGUGAUAUCUUAUUACUACCAAAACUGGCACAGGCAUAUGAAGAAUAUGUCAAGAACACAGGUGAAAAUGAAAUUUCGAAGCUUUUGAUGACCCAUAAGGUUGCCAAUGAGGCUGAAGAAGGGGGUAGAAAGCCAAAUUCGAAUGUUAUAAUCCCACCAAAUGAAUACGUGAAAAAGCUUAUUGAGGUUUAUGAAACUUUUAUUAAGAUUACGCGCGACUGCUUUCAAAAUGACUCCUUAUUCACGAAAGCUCUCGACAAUGCAUGUCGGACAUUUAUCAAUACGAAUGAGUUUGCUAUACCACCGGGAUCUCCCAAAUCUGUUACUUCCAAAACGCCAGAAAUGUUGGCCAAAUAUAGUGACCAACUUUUGAAGAAAUCUAGUAGAGCGACGGACUCAACUUCUGAAAUGUCUGUAGACGACAUUAUGACUAUCUUCAAGUUUUUGACCGAUAAGGAUGCAUUUGAAUCCCAUUAUAGAAGGCUGUUUGCAAAGCGUUUGAUACAUGGAACGUCCACUUCAGAGGAAGAUGAAGAGAACGUGAUUCAAAGACUACAAAGUGAAAAUAGUAUGGAAUAUACCGGGAAGAUAACAAAGAUGUUUCAAGACAUUAGACUUUCCAAGCACUUGGAAAAAGAAUUUGAAAAUGCGAUCAAAAUUGCUCCUGAUUAUAACAGAUCUAAAUAUCCUGAUUUCCAACCAUUUGUAUUAGCGGAAACAAUGUGGCCAUUUUCUUAUCAAGAAGUUGAUUUCAAGCUUCCUAAUGAACUUGUGCCGACUUAUAGAGGGUUAGAGAAGCUUUACACUAAUAAACACAAUGGUAGAGUACUUAAAUGGCUGUGGCCAUUGUGUCGUGGUGAAAUCAAGGCAGAUAUUGGUAAGCCCGGUAAGCCUCCCUUCAUUUUCACCGUGACUUUAUUUCAAAUGGCUAUUCUUUUAAUCUUCAAUGAGCGCGAUGUGUUAACACUUGAAGAAAUUCAAGACGCGACCAACUUAAACACGCAAAAUAUUGCCUCUUCUAUGAUCCCCUUUAUUAAAUGGAAGCUGGUGCAACAAACCCCGCCAGGAUUGGAUGCACUAAUGAGGCCUGAUACACAAUUUAAGCUAGCGACUCCUUAUAGGGCUCUGAAGACGAGAAUCAAUUUUGCAGCUGGUGUGAAAGGUGAUGUGUUAGGCGCCGUUACCAAAGGCGAUUCUUCUGAAAGUCAGAAGAUUGAGAAGGAAUUAAACACUGAGAGACAAAUUUUCCUUGAAGCAUGCAUUGUAAGGAUAAUGAAAGCGAGAAGAAAGCUCACACAUGCGACUUUAGUAAAUGAAUGUAUUGCACAAUCUCAUCAGCGGUUCAAUGCAAAAGUGUCUCUUAUCAAGAAGGCCAUUGACAACCUUAUCAGCAAGGAAUACUUGCAAAGAUGUGAUGACGGUGAAUCUUACGAAUAUUUAGCAUAG
Messenger RNA from Lachancea fermentati, 2403 nucleotides. NCBI's taxonomy places the organism in Eukaryota, Fungi, Ascomycota, Saccharomycetes, Saccharomycetales, Saccharomycetaceae. The record is from the annotation of a GenBank genome assembly.